Pelecanus crispus (Dalmatian pelican) is the source of this 537-nucleotide messenger RNA. NCBI's taxonomy places the organism in Eukaryota, Metazoa, Chordata, Aves, Pelecaniformes, Pelecanidae. The record is from RefSeq and is a predicted model, not a curated record.
CUUCAGUGGCUUUUAGACAACUAUGAAACUGCAGAAGGAGUGAGCCUUCCAAGAAGUACCCUUUACAACCAUUAUUUACGACAUUGUCAGGAACACAAGUUGGAUCCAGUCAAUGCUGCCUCCUUUGGAAAACUCAUACGGUCAAUCUUCAUGGGAUUACGGACCAGAAGACUUGGAACUAGGGGGAACUCCAAAUAUCAUUACUAUGGGAUUCGUGUCAAGCCAGACUCUCCUCUUAAUCGACUACAAGAGGACAUGCAAUAUAUGGCUAUGAGACAACAGCCCAUGCAGCAGAAACAGAGGUAUAAGCCUAUGCAGAAAGUGGAUGGAGUUGCAGAUGGCUUCACAGGAAGUGGGCAACAGACAGGCACAUCUGUUGAACAAACUGUAAUUGCCCAAAGUCAACAUCAUCAACAGUUUUUAGAUGCAUCUCGAGUACUUCCAGAGUUUGGAGAAGUUGAAAUAUCUUCUCUACCAGAUGGUACUACCUUUGAGGACAUCAAAUCACUGCAGAGUCUUUAUCGAGAGCACUGUGAG